CAUAGUCCUGCGUAUACAGAAAGGACUGCGUCGCAUUUGUGUCGAGAGACGUGCAAUACCCAGUAAGUCUGUCCACUAACAGGACACGUCACAGAUUAAUCAGUAAUUCAGUUCCUCGGGCGGUAUAGAAAAGAACACUACAUUGAUAUCCAACUGCCUCAGGGAAUGUUACUUUGAUUGGAAUUGUAGAAACUGAUGCUUUAACGGGACACUAGCUGGAAACAUGUACCUGUCCCAGCUACUUGGUAUAUAUCUACCGGCUCUGUGUUGUGUUCUUUGUCCGCCGCUCGCGGCACAACGAUACCAAGAAUGUCCCCAGACGAUAAUGGCCAAUGAGCGAGACCGGCAGAGGAUAAUCGAGACGGGGCGAAAAUUCAGUCUAGUCCUGGAGAGGUACCGGAACAAGCCGGCAGAUAUCGUCUUCCUCCUCGACUCCUCGGCCAUUGUGGGGGAGGGUUACUUCGGCUGCGAGGUGCAGUUUGUCCGGCACUUCUCUAAGCUGUUCAGCGUGUCUCCAGAGACGUCGCGUGUGGCGGUGGUGACCUGUUCCAGCUGCGACAAGAUCUACACCGAUCUGGACUACAUCAACUCCCCGAUCGGCAAGAACAAGUGCACGCUCCUGGACACCGAUCUACGGCGGACCCACUACCGAGACGGGGAAACAUGCAUUGUAGGUGGACUCCUCAGAGCCAAAGAAAUCCUGGCUGGGUCUCGGCCGUCUACACAGAAGAUUAUUUUUCUUUUGAUGGCUGGCCAAUCCACUGAUGGUGAGAUCUUGCUUGAGUUGGCGGCAGAACUGCGAAACACAUCCACCAUAUUUGCCAUUGGACUAGGAGAAAGUGUGAGUAUAGAUGAGCUGAACGGCAUCGCAACUUCUCCAAGCGAGGACCACGUCAUCCUGCUGAAUCUUGUGACCGAUGUUGAGAGUCUGGCCGUGAAAGUACUUGGCGAUCAGACAGAUACGUCAUGGGACCUCAACGUAACCUCUGAUAUUUGUAAUUCACUCUGCUUGUCGGAGAGUAACUGCUGCGACUCACAUGCCAACUGCUCCUGUGCAACGCAGACCGGAAGCUACGGAUGUGCCUGUCAUCCUGGAUACACUGGCGAUGGAGAACAAGACCAGUGUACAGCUUGUCCCAACGGUACCUUCAAAUCACAAUACGGUAAUCAGGGGUGCACCAGUUGCCCCACUCUCUCUACUACGGCGGCAGAGGGCAGCACAUCCCUUAGUGAUUGCCAGUGCCUACCGGGACAUCAAGGCUCCCCGGACAUGAAGGUGCCUUGCACACCCGCAGCCAAACCGACUGAUUCGGGGGAAGAUGGGAGACUCCGCUGUAGCAAGCCACCAAGCAUCGAGAACGGCAGCUAUGAAACCUACAACCGUGGCACUUCCAUUGCAUACCUCUGUGACGAUGGGUUCAUGAUGUACACGUUUGGUGAUCGCACAAGACAUUGCCGAGACGGAAUAUGGAACGGGAGCACACCAAUCUGCUCGACUGGUGGGUGUUCAGAGGAAGACGCACCUACUGUAGAGAACUCCGCUGUACAGCGAUUCAACGGAGGCACGGUUCGGUUCUAUCGCUGUAAUGCUAGGUUCGAGCGCCAGUGGGAGGGUUCCAUGGUAAUAUACUGCGAUGGUGCUCGCUGGCGUAACGAGCCAGGACGGUGUGUGAGGGCUUCAUCAUCUCCGUGUGGACCAGCUCCACACGUAGAGAAUGCAAGACAGACCACGCACUCUGAGGGACUGAUUACCUACACGUGUGAACCGGGCUACAGACGGAGACUGGGGCGAGGCAGCAUUCUAUGCAGUGCAGAUGGGCAAUGGAUCGGCUCACCAGGAGUUUGCAUACGCAGGGGCUGUGUCAUUCCAAGAACAGACAGCGUUCAGAAUGGUCUCAUCAACAUCAAACAGUCUGGGGCUAUACUUCAGAUCGACUGUCAGGCUGGGUACGAGCUGAGGGGAUCAUCAGUGCUGUACUGCAAAGGUCGGCAAUGGAACGGGACUUUACCAACAUGUACAAGCAUGCAGUCGAGUAGUGGCUAUCCUGCUUCGGUACGAGAUGGCACUCACUGCGGUAAUAACAUACCUACAGUGAGCAAUGCGGACCUGCGAUAUUCGCCCAGAACGGACGCAGAGGGUAGACUGUUUUACGCUCUAGUUUACAGCUGUCACCCAGGCCAUACUUUGCGUCCAGCCAACUACGCCGUGUACUGCUCCGGUGGUAAUGUUGUCGGGACACUACCUGCAUGUUUAGCUACCUGUGGCUACAAUAAUGGAGGAUGCCAGCAUAUCUGCAGGAAUGGACCAGACGGUGCAGUCUGCUCGUGUCGGGACGGAUACCAACCAGCAAGUACAGACGGCAAGACUUGCCGAGAUGUCAACGAAUGUUUAGCCAACAAUGGCAGAGGUCCAUGCCAGCACAUAUGCUAUAACAGACCUGGAAGCUUCUCCUGCUAUUGUCACUCAGGAUUCAAUUUGGCACAAGACAAAACCAGCUGUUUACGAAAUCAAGACCAAUGCAACUGUGGUCCACACGGCCGAUGCGUGCGACUUUAUGAUACCAGGCCUACGUGCGUUUGUUAUAAUGAAUACCGCCGGAGUAUUGACGGCCUACGUUGUAUUAUUAAGUAUAAAAUUGCUUUAUUUGCAUGGUCAAAAUAAAAAGACUGAACCUUAACUAACAUACAGCUUCGAAAUGACUUAAAGGGAAGGUUUGACCGAUCUAUUGUAGUCAGCGUCAAGCAAAACGUCUGGAAACAAAAUCUCCCAUUAUUGUUGUAUGGGAUCAUUAAUUUCCCUUAACUUUUCCUCUUAUAUCGGAUCCAGAACCGCCGUGUAAUUGCGGGAGAGGCUCUACUAGAUGCGAAGAAAUCGAUGGAGUAAAGAGAUGUACCUGUGCUCGUGGGUACAGAGCCAGCUCCGAUGGAACUAGAUGUGAUGGUACUUCAUACUUUGUGGUUUAAUCUGAAACUGUUACGGGCCUUGCUUUUGGUCACUAUGACCAGUCCUGCUAAAUUUAAGCGAACACUGUAGUUAACUAUAAGUUGACCAAACAUCGCCCGAAUGAUAAAUUAUGUGGACCAUUAUAGUCAACCAUUUGGAACCAGUUCUGGUGCAUGGUUUCACCAAUGGCUAUCAUUAGCUUCUGUCAUUUAUCAGUAUAAAAGGAACCAUUUACAUGAAACUAAUUGCACUGAAUGUCAUCGGUCAUGAACACCGGAGUGG
Messenger RNA from Acanthaster planci (crown-of-thorns starfish), 3226 nucleotides. RefSeq lists its product as uncharacterized. Gene Ontology annotation, biological process: signal transduction. The record is from RefSeq and is a predicted model, not a curated record. Lineage: Eukaryota; Metazoa; Echinodermata; Asteroidea; Valvatida; Acanthasteridae. Gene Ontology annotation, cellular component: cell surface. Gene Ontology annotation, molecular function: calcium ion binding.